Messenger RNA from Orbicella faveolata, 833 nucleotides. Its product is annotated as putative skeletal organic matrix protein 2. The record is from RefSeq and is a predicted model, not a curated record. Lineage: Eukaryota; Metazoa; Cnidaria; Anthozoa; Scleractinia; Merulinidae.
GACUUGGAAACAAAAGGAUUGUUUUUAGCACACAUAAUUUGCAUCCGUCGGUUAUUCUAGUUCAGUUCGAGAAGUUUUGCUGGGCGUUGCAUUGCACUUUGUGUCUUCUUGUGUUACCAGGCGUGUUCGAACUAACUUCUACAUACGGAAUCAUGACGAUCUCUUUUGCCUUGUUUUGCAUCAUACUGGGACUUGGGGCUGCCAACGCUCAUAUGCAUGAUGGCAUGAACACAACCCAGUGUCACUCGUGCCUCGAGGAUGACUUCGAUUUGUGCGUGAAUCAAUCUACAGUCGAAAAUUGCACGUCCCCUACCACUGAGAGCUGUUUCUCGGCUGCUGGAAGAUACAAGUUCACCAAUGGCUCUACAGUUGUCCUUGCCAGUGUUGCCAGAGGUUGUAUUGCCUGCCCAAACGUCACAGAAGGCUGUAAAAACUUCAAAAUAUUCUUUGAUACACGUAGCGCUUGGUCCUUGCUGGAUUGUAACAUAGUCUGCUGCAGGGGUGACCAAUGCAACAACCAGACCGUUUCGUUGCAGCCAACUGAAGCAACUCCUAGAGCAACCAGUGCCAUGUCAAACACUAGCACUACUGAUGAACCUACAACUGCAGGACAUCCGAGCCGCUAUAGUCCUACAACUGCAGUGUUGGCCUUUGCAACCAUUAUUGGUGGUUUUUUCUUUUAAUUCAGAAACAUUUUAAGACCGUUUCAAGACAAGCAGCCAUUUUUUUGCUAUUAUUGUUAUUAAUUGCUAUUUCUAGUUGUAUGACUUUUAACGUCAUGUGUGUUGACUUUGUUACAGUAGUAAAUUCGAAAUAAACACAAUAUUAACAGA